AUGCUGAUUGAUCAAGCAAACAGUGAUCCAGAAAAAGCAGAUGUUUAUCAUAUGCUCGGAUGGGUGAAAGAUGGUCAAGGUGAAUAUACCAAUGCUCUUGCUUAUUAUGAACAAUCAAUUAUAAUCAAACAAAGGACUCACUUUCCCUUGAACUCCGAUUUGGCUGCUUCUUACAAGAACGUUGGUGUCGUGCAUGAGAAAAUGGCUAACUACUCAACUGCGUUAUCAUUUCAUCUAAGAGCACUGGAAAUCUAUCAAAGAACUCUUCCUUCAAAUCAUCUUGAUUUGGCUAAUUCUUAUGAUCAUGUUGGUUUGGCAUAUGGCCAGAUGGGUUACUAUUUGGAUGCAAUUUCAUUUCAUCAAAAAGCACUAGAAAUCUACGAAAAAAAUCUUUAUCCAAAUCAUCCUGAUUUGGCUAUUUCUUACAACCAUAUAGGUUUGGUUUAUGGUCAGAUGGGCGAUUAUUCGAAAGCAAUUUCAUUUCAUCAAAAAGCAGUGAAAAUCUAUCAAGGAAAUCUUCCUACAUAUAAUCCUCAUUUGGCUACUUCUUACAACAAUAUUGGUUUAGUCUACAGCAGAAUGGGUGACUACUCGAAUGCACUUUCAGCGUACGAAAAAGCAUUGGAAAUUCGAAAAAAUAGUCUUUCUCCAAAUCAUCCUGAUUUGGCAACUUCUUACAAUAACAUUGGUAUAUUGUACGGUAAAAAAGGAGACUUUUCGAAAGCUCUCCUACUGCAUCAACGUGCUCUUGAAAUUGCAGAGCAUUCACUACCUAAAAAUCAUCAAGAUAUUCUGCUAUAUAAAAAUAACAUUGAAUUGAUAAAGAAAAUAUUGUAA
Molecule: messenger RNA, 837 nt
Organism: Rotaria sp. Silwood2
Lineage: Eukaryota; Metazoa; Rotifera; Eurotatoria; Philodinida; Philodinidae
Source: the annotation of a GenBank genome assembly